Molecule: messenger RNA, 3795 nt
Organism: Centropristis striata (black sea bass)
Lineage: Eukaryota; Metazoa; Chordata; Actinopteri; Perciformes; Serranidae
Product: LIM and senescent cell antigen-like-containing domain protein 1
Exons: 10
Coding region: 166-1143 (325 amino acids)
Biological process (GO): cell-cell adhesion; positive regulation of substrate adhesion-dependent cell spreading; positive regulation of integrin-mediated signaling pathway
Cellular component (GO): cell-cell junction; cytoplasm; focal adhesion
Source: RefSeq, a predicted model, not a curated record
GUCCUGCCGCCGUCCAUCCCUGAGGAUGGAGAAGCUCCGGACCAGGUGAACGGGUUCCACCGGGGGGACGGAGGAGACGCUGAGGUCCCCGUGUCCAAGUCCCAGAGACGCAAGAGUGAUGUCAAAGUCUAUAAGGAGUUUUGUGAUUUUUACGCUCGCUUUAACAUGGCCAACGCUCUGGCCAACGCCAUGUGUGAGCGCUGUAAGAGCGGCUUCGCUCCGGCCGAGAAGAUCGUCAACAGCAACGGGGAACUUUACCACGAGCAGUGCUUCGUGUGCGCCCAGUGCUUCCAGCAGUUCCCAGAGGGACUCUUCUACGAGUUUGAAGGCAGGAAGUAUUGUGAACACGACUUCCAGAUGCUGUUUGCUCCCUGCUGCCACCAGUGUGGUGAGUUCAUCAUCGGCCGUGUGAUCAAAGCGAUGAACAACAGCUGGCAUCCAGACUGUUUCUGCUGUGAUCUGUGUCAGGCCGUCCUCGCCGACGUCGGCUUCGUUAAGAACGCUGGAAGGCACCUGUGUCGUCCGUGUCACAACAGAGAGAAAGCUCGCGGCCUCGGGAAGUACGUCUGUCAGAAGUGUCACGCCAUCAUCGAGGAGCAGCCGCUGCUGUUCAAGAACGACCCGUACCACCCCGACCACUUCAACUGCAGCAACUGCGGGAAGGAGCUAACAGCUGAUGCCAGGGAGCUGAAGGGGGAGCUCUACUGUCUGCCCUGCCAUGAUAAGAUGGGGGUCCCAAUCUGUGGCGCCUGCAGGAGGCCCAUCGAGGGCCGCGUGGUCAACGCCAUGGGCAAGCAGUGGCACGUCGAGCAUUUCGUGUGUGCUAAGUGUGAGAAACCGUUCCUGGGACACCGUCACUACGAGCGUAAAGGCCUGGCCUACUGUGAGACCCACUACAACCAGCUCUUUGGAGACGUUUGCUACCACUGCAACCGUGUCAUUGAAGGAGAUGUGGUCUCGGCUCUGAACAAGGCGUGGUGUGUCAACUGCUUCGCCUGCUCCACCUGCAACACCAAACUCACCCUGAAGAACAAGUUUGUGGAGUUCGACAUGAAGCCGGUUUGUAAGAAAUGCUACGAGAAGUUUCCUCUGGAGCUGAAGAAGAGACUGAAGAAGCUGUCUGAGACCGUCGCACGCAAGUAAACAGGAGCAGGAGGAGCAGCAGGGGAGGAGCAGCAGGGGAGGAGCAGCAGAGGAGGAGCAGCAGAGGAGGAGCAGAGGAGACCCUGAGGAGGAGCAGCAGAGGAGGAGCAGAGGAGACCCUGAGGAGGAGGAGCAGAGGAGGAGCAUAGGAGCAGCAAAGGAGGAGCAGAGGAGGAGGAGGAGGAGCAGAGGAGGAGCAGAGGAGGAGCAGAGGAGGAGGAGGAGGAGCAGAGGAGGCCCUGGGGGGCCACACUAGGGCUGUACCUGCACAACAUUUGAAUCCUGAAUCCAAAUUGAAAUGCUGCAGUUUAAUUUAUUCUGUAGAUAUUUAUGCAGAUACAUAUUGGGCUACAUUAAUAUUAAUCAUAUUUUACUAUUUGUUGCUGCGUAGAAUACUUGAAGACUUGUGUGAUCCAAACAUUUCAAGUCCAAAAAUCUAAAUAUAUAUUUUAAAAAAGAAAGAUUCACAAUAUGUUUCUGCUCAUUAAUAGUAGAUAUUUGUUGAGGUUUAAUGUGUUUAACUAAUCUAAUGUCAUGAAUUCAUAAAAUAUCAGACAUUUGUAGUUUCAUUCAGAAGCUUUAAUAUACGCUUUGAAUGUAAAAACAAACAAACAAACAAACAAAGACGUUUGGUCCAGUCCUAAAAUAAAUGAGUUUAGCAGGUUGAAUGAUUGAUGAUCAGUCAGCAGCUUCAACAUUAACUUUAGUGCCUUUUGCCUCAAAUACUGUAUAUUUCACACGCUUGCCUUAUUUACAACAUGUAUUAAAACAACAAUUAACAUGACGGUUCUGUAUCUGAAAACAACAUAUAAGAGAACAUAGAAACAUGAUAAACCUGCGUGUUUAACUCAGCUAUGUGUCUUCUGUCAGAUAUAUAUAUAUAUAUAUAUAUAUAUAUAUAUAUAUAUAUAUAUAUAUAUAUAUAUAUAUAUAUAUAUAUAUAUAUAUAUAAUGGAGUAAACCAAAGACAAAAUACAGUUUUACUGAAUGUGUUUUCCACUAACAUGUAUUAUUUUAUGUAUUAUUUUAAUGUGUAUUUUCUUUAAUAUUAGGCAAAGUAAGUUUGUGUUUAGCUCUAUAAAGUUAGAAUUUGUUUUAGCGUCUACAGUUUAUCCACAUCAACAGAGCAGCAGGUUGUUUUGUUGCAUUUUACAAUAUGAAACAAACAGCUAUUAACUCUGAGUUACCAGUUCAUUAGGUUCACUUGGACAAUCUUAAAUAAUCCAAUGCAACAGCCAAAAAUGAAUCCAAAGUUGCUGUUCAGUGUUUGUGAGUUUGCUACAGAACUCUGAAUAUCAGAAACAUCGUUAAAGUCCCAAUCAGCAGCAGAAUACAGCGAGAAAACCAGAAAUACCAGACAGACGAAGCAACAUCAGCUUCACAGUCUCAGGAUUAUAAUAGAUAUAUUAUAUCUUUAAUAUAAUAUAUAUAUUAUAUCUUUAAUAUAAUAUAUAUUAUAUUAAAUAUAUUAUAUAUUAUAUAAUAUAUAUAUUAUAUCUUUAAUAUAAUAUAUAUAUUAUAUAUUAAAUAUAAUAUAUAUAUAUAUUACAUUAAAUAUAUAAUAUAAUAUAAGUGGAGUAAUGUUGGUCAGGGAUCAUAAUGUUUGUAAUGUUUGGACCGACUUCCUCAGGUUCAGAAUCUCUUAGCAAAGAAACCAACUGUUGCAAAUGAGAGAAACAAAGUUUAACUCCAGCAGUUUUUUAUCAGAACGCUGAUCUUUUACAUGAAGUCCGGCGGUUUAGCUAAAUAAAGGGACACGCCGGACAAAAGCACCACAUUUUUUCCACAUACUCUCUAUGACUAUAGGUUUAUAUUUUUGGUAGGAGCCACUUCAUCCAGAUUGCAGAUCGGAGAUGGCAGCCAUAUGAAGUCUAUGAGAACCAAUAUAUCUUCCAAGCCACUCAGAAGGUCAAUCUGGGUGUUAAAGUCUACAUUCAUUUAAAGCUGUUGAGAAUAUCACUAGAUGAUUAUUUGAUCCAAUAGAAAUGUUCAUGAUCUCCCAGACUGGAAGGUCUUCAGGUGCUGCAGCAGGAAUCCUGAGCUCAAGGGAACGCUUUGAUCUCAUAUCAGAUCUUCAUCAACAGAUUAUUUACAGUGAGUCAUCUAGUGAUAUUCCCAAUAUCUUUAAAUUAUUCUUUGACACGGAAAAUGUAGAUUUUGACACUCAGAUUGACCUUCUGAGUGGCUUGGAAGAUACAUUGGUUCUCAUAGAUUUUAUAUGGCUGCCAUCUCUGAUCCACAAUCUUGAUGAAGUGGCUCUUACCAACAAUGUAAACCUAUGGUGAUGGAGAGUUUGUGGAAAAUGUUGGUGCUCUUAUCCGGCGUGUCCCUUUCUGGUCCUGAGCUGCCUGACUGACUGUUUGAUAGAAAAACAUUCCACUAUUUCAUGGAAAUGGACGCUUGUGUCACUGGGAAUUUCACUUCCUGCGCCACAGAAUCUGUCACAGUUGUAAUAAAGUAAAGUACAACAAUGUUUUAUUUGAUAUCUUAGUAGCUGAGAUGACUAAACAGACAGACACUGCUCCUAUUUAUCUUCAAAUGCUUUGAAUAUUUAUUCAUGUAAACACACCCGAGUGCAUGUUCCGGCUGUUUCUCAUUAUAUCUGAGGUAUUUCUGUAAACUCUUCUGAAUAAACGUUGUAUGGCAAUGCUA